CCAGAGCAGAAGCUCCACCCUCCUUUUUGGCUUCUCCCUCCUGGAAGGGGGAAAGGGCUUCAUCUCCCGCGAGGGCUGCAUAGGACUUGGUAGCACCUGUAAUUAGGAGACAAAAAGGCUUGAGGCAGAAAUUGGCAGGAGACGAAGGAGUUCCUGCAGCCUCUUGGAGGCUUUUCUAGAGCAGAUCACAGAUGGAUGGGGAAGACUCAUCUGGCUCAGAAGCAGGAAGAGGCUCCCAUAUCACCCAGGCUGGGAGCAGUGGGGGACUCUGGGGAAGAACCAUGCAGAUGGUCCUGGGCGAGGAGGACACCCUCAGCUCAGAUGUGCAGCAGCAACAGUUCAGGCAUUUCCGCUACCAGGAUGCUGAGGGGCCCCGAGAGGUUUGCAGCCGACUCCAUCGUCUCUGCCGGCAGUGGCUGAAGCCAGAGCGACACACGAAGAAUCAGAUCCUGGACCUGGUGAUCCUGGAGCAGUUCUUGGCUGUCCUUCCACCAGAGAUGGAGAACUGGGUGAGGGAAUGUGGAGCGGAGACCACUUCCCAGGUGGUCGCCCUGGCAGAAGGUUUCCUCCUGAGCCAGGCAGAGGACAGGAAGCAGGCGGAGCAGCAGAGAAAGGACCCGUUUUCAGAAAUGGCCACUGCUUUCCUUGAGGCAGAGAAGACUUCACUGGAUACCAUACAGAGGCCUCUGGGAGAUGGAGUGAUGCCGGCAAGACCUCCUCAGCCGUCUCUUCUCUGUGGCGGAGGGGAAGCAGCUUCUGUGGCACUGGAACAGGGCCCAGUGUCCUUUGAGGAUGUGGCUGUGCAUUUCACAGAGGAGGAGUGGGCCCUGCUGGAUCCUGACCAGAAAGCGCUGCGUAAGGAAGUCAUGGAGGAGAAUUUUGGAGUUGUGGCCUCUCUCGAAAGUGGCAAAUUGCAAAUUAAGAAUAAGGGAGACCACAAUAAAAUCCAUACAGUGGAGAAGCCGUAUAAAUAUUUGGAGUGUGGAGAGAGCUUCAUUCAGAGCUUCCAUCAAAGUAUUCACACAGCAGGGAAACCCUAUCAAUGCUUGGAAUGUGGAAAGAGGUUCCGUCUGAACAAAGACCUUGCUUGUCAUCAAAAAAUUCACACCAAGGAGAAACCAUAUCAGUGUUUGGAAUGUGGAAAGAGCUUUAGCUGGAAGGAAAGUCUCACUGUGCAUAAAAGAAUUCACAGCGGGGAGAAGCCAUAUCAAUGCUUGGAAUGUGGAAAGAGCUUCAGAGUCAGCUCCCACCUCACUGCCCAUCAAAGAAUUCACAGUGGAAUGAAACCAUAUAAGUGCUUGGAAUGUGGCAACAACUUCACCUGCAAGGCUAGUCUUACUUACCAUCAAAGAAUUCAUACAGGGGAGAAACCAUAUCAGUGCUUGGAAUGUGGAAAGAGCUUCAGAGGCAGCUCCCACCUCACCUCCCAUGAAAGAAUUCACAGUGGGAAGAAGCCAUAUCAAUGCUUGGAAUGUGGAAAGAGCUUCAGAGAGAGCUCCAGUCUCACCUCCCAUGAAAAAAUUCACAGCGGGGAGAAACCAUAUCAAUGUUUGGAAUGUGGAAAGAGCUUCAGCUCAAGAAAAAAUCUUACUUGCCAUCAAAGAAUUCACAGUGGAAUGAAACCAUAUAAGUGCUUGGAAUGUGGCAACAACUUCACCUGCAAGGCUAGUCUUACUUACCAUCAAAGAAUUCAUACAGGGGAGAAACCAUAUCAAUGCAUGGAAUGUGGAAAGAGCUUCAGAGACAGUUCCCACCUCUCUUCCCAUGAAAGAAUUCACAGUGGGAAGAAGCCAUAUCAAUGCUUGGAAUGUGGAAAGAGCUUCAGAGUGAGCUCCAAUCUCACCUCCCAUGAAAAAAUUCACAGCAGGGAGAAACCAUAUCAAUGUCUGGAAUGUGGAAAGAGCUUCAGCUUAAGGAAAAAUCUUACUUGCCAUCAAAUAGUUCACACAGGGGAGAAACCCUAUCAGUGCUUUGAAUGUGGAAAGAGUUUAACCACCAAAAGAAAUCUCACUUCCCAUCAAAGAAUUCACAGCAGAGAGAAACCAUAAAGUAGGUGGCAGCUGGUGGGCCUGACAGGGCUGCCGAGAGGUGCAUGAGGCAUGGCCAACAAAUUUGCUGAGGCUUGGUCAAGUUGCUCUCUUGCAAAGGGACUGUGGGCACUUAAGCAUUAUAACUGUACGAUUACAUAGCAUCUAACUAAAGUGAAAAGUCUCUCAUCUGGUUCAGAAGUGGUCCCUGCUGUCCCUGUUGCAGAGAGCAGGAGGAAAUAUGUGUGGCCUUCACAUCAUUCUUUCCCCAUCCUCCACCUUUGCAAACAAACAGUGGACACUUAAACAUUACAGUUGUGCACAGUCUUAGCACUUAAACGUCUAAUCUUGGUUCAGAAUUGCUCUCACAAUUUUUAGGGUGAGAUCAUGAUACAAUAACCUUACAUUACAGAGAAGUGAGCCCCACUCAAUUUGCAUAGGGAUUUUUCGCUGAUAAUUAUGUACAGGACUGCAGCCUGGCUUGAUUCGUGUUAAAGAUGCCAGUUAGGUCUGUUGAGAAAGGUCCCCAUAAAUUUCCAAACCUA
Messenger RNA from Rhineura floridana, 2572 nucleotides. RefSeq names its product zinc finger protein 501-like. Gene Ontology annotation, biological process: regulation of cytokine production; regulation of immune system process; negative regulation of transcription by RNA polymerase II. The transcript is spliced from 6 exons. Bases 192 to 2048 code for a protein of 618 amino acids. The record is from RefSeq and is a predicted model, not a curated record. NCBI's taxonomy places the organism in Eukaryota, Metazoa, Chordata, Lepidosauria, Squamata, Rhineuridae.